AUGGCGACGUUCGCCAUUGCUGGAAUUCGCUUCCCCGCCUUGCAGGCUGCGUCUCUUUUGCCGUCGACCGCGCCAUACUUCCGAUCCGUUCAUCAUGGGGAGAGGAGCAGAGCAAGCCUGUCGUCUUCUCGUGCCGUGAGGAGGGACUCCUCUCCCCGCUGUGAGCUCUCGUCUUCUCGUACUUCUGCCUUCGUGAUUUCUUUGCCGGCGUUUUUAAUUUAAACCUCUAAUCGUGGUUUCCGAUUUUUUCAACCUUGGGCACCAACAUCGACCCCAAUCUUGUGCGUCAAUGUUGUCAAAUUUUAAAUGGAAAAUCUCGUAUAUUCUGUCACAACACUCUUCUGCCGACAUUCCUCUUGGUCAUUCUGUUUUAGGGACGAGUAGUGGUAACCAACGGGAUGAUGUAACCAUUUUGGGAUUUCAGACUGGUAAACCGGAAAGUUCUUGAACAAAAUAAUGCUGAUAUCUGUCGAUUUUGGCUUUCUUUUUCCAAAUGAACCGCUGUUCCGAAUGAUCUCGCAUCGAUGAGUAAGUGCUGUCUGGUUGUUUUCUUCACGGCGUUACUAACAUGAUCCAUGUGCGUCUAGGGAAGUUGUUAGCGGGUAAUCCUUCGUAUGACACUGAGUCGGCGUCAACAACUCUAACCUCAGAAAAUGUUCCAGUCCCUGAUGUACAAGUUGAUGACCCUUCAACCUCUACAACUACAAUUGAGGAUGGAGAAGCUGCGUCUGAUGACCUUCAGGUUCUCACAAAAUUAUCUCGUUUUCGUAUUCUGGAAUCAGUUAUGUCUAUACUGAGGCAGUCCUUUUGGUCGAUUCCCUCUCGAUUGUUAGAGCCUUUUACCUUCACGUCAUCUGCAAUUUCUAGUGUUCCUCCUUUUUUUUUCUUCUGUCUUAUUUUCAUUUCGCAGUGCUUCAUGUACUGCAUGGAACAUAGCAUGAAGCAGGUGAUUUCGAGGUCUGUCCGUAAUGGUCAUUGUUUUAUUUAUUUUGCAUAUUUAUUUUUGGAUUGGAGAGAAAAGAUGUGUGUUUGGAAGAAUGGGUGUAUCGGUUCCCAUUCAGUUGAAAGGGUCCACUUAAUGGCCUGAAAACUCAUAGAAAAAUAUUGAAUAGUUUGGUAACAGGUGGUCGCACAGAGGGAUACCUUAGACAUAACAGAGGCUCAUCGCAAGUCUUUUGGUGACGUUUUAGUCGAGGCGUUCUAAAACUGAGCCUGCUUUCAAAUUUAUAUAGGCCUGGAUAUUGUGAUAUGUAAAUUUACCGAAAGAAGGAAAAGUUUGAUGUUUGAUAUCUGAUCAUCUCUUAUGUGCAACACGUGAUUACUCGGGGUUGUUCUGUGACAACUAAAAAGUGUUUCAUCAUAGCUUUCAUCAAUGCUUGUUCUAGAUCCUUGCGUUCUCAAAGUUAAGGACAGAGACUCAUGCUGCCAAGUUGACUCGUCUCCAAUAAGGCACAGGCCACCCUUCUGAUACACGUUGGUACUGAUUUUUUUAAUUGAUUACAUUGUAGUUUUCUACUUUUGAGUUGUUACAUUUUUUGUUUAAUGGCAGGUAAAUUCGAACUUUUGAUUACAUAUUUAUUACUUUAAUUUCAAACUUUUGACCUUUAUAGUGGAUUAACCUAUAGUUUGUCUCGUGUUUUUCUUAGGACUAUCCAUGCAUGUACGCCCCUCAUUUUAGUUUUUAUAUUUAAUGAGUACAUAUUUCUACCAACUAGAGAAAAAGGAGUAUUCAAGUUCCUGAUAGAUUUGAUCUUAUUUGGUCUCGGAAAUAAGAUUCAGUUUUUACAUAAUCCCCUGGCUCUUGAGUAAAAGUUCAAGGUUUAGGUACAUUCUACAGUGACUAUUAGGUGAGUUAAAAUUUUGAAGUUUUUUAAUGUAUAAGAAAUCAUUUUAUUUUGUUUCACUGUUAAAACCAAUUUUCCCGAAACUUAUCCAAGUUUCUCUUUAGGUAUUCCAAGAUGGGCUUCAAACAGAGGAUAAGGCUGAGGCUGAGCAAGAGUCAGUUACUUCAGAACUGACACUUUUAGAGGAAGCUGACCAAGAAGAAGACCAAGCUGAUGAAAGUGAUGAAAGUCUCGAGACAAAGCCUAGAAGUGUGCCUCCUCCUGGCAGUGGACAGAGAAUAUAUGAAAUUGAUCCGAUGCUUGAGGGUCAUCGUGCACACCUUGAUUACCGGUGAGGGAUGUUUCCUAGAACAUUUUAAACGAAUCAAACAGCUUGAUCCCUAUUUAUGGUACCAUGUAGUGCCCGCCAAAGAAAUUAAGCUUUAAUAAAGCUUUUGCGAAAAUGUCAUCAUUUGACCGAUUCAACAUUUCUUUCUUUUAUCCAUUAUUCAUCAAGGCCAUAGGCAUGAUACUUCUGGAAUUGGCCAAACCAAUAUACUAUUUUUAAGGUUACUAUCAUUCUUUUGUUUUACAGAAUUUUCAGUUUUAUCUCAAUGGUGUUGUUGUGUGUUCAGAUAUAGCCAAUAUAAAAAAAUACGGGAACAGAUUGAUGCUUAUGAAGGAGGGCUGGAUGCAUUUUCUCGAGGUUAUGAAAAGUUUGGGUUUGUCAGAUGGUAUAAAUUUUUCCUCAUUAGACUUGUUAUUGAUUUAACGUGAUUAAAUAUUUUCUACCUGUUGCUUUAUAGGCAUUUUUAGAGACAUUGUCAGUUAAAUUUUCAGAUACACUGUCACGCCUUUUAAAUUUAGGAUAUCAUAUCUAAGUUUCGUUCGCCUUUUAUUUCAAUUCAUGAUAGCUUUCUUUUAUCAUAAGUUGCUACCAUUGGAAGAACUAUAAUGUCAGGAUUUAUUUUUUCCUAAUUAUCUUCUGACUGAUCACUACUUAGAACUAGCAUUAUUUUUCAGUGAAACAGGGAUCACGUACAGGGAAUGGGCUCCUGGGGCAAAGGUUCGUAACCAUUCUAGAUUCUUCAUUUCGUCAUUGAUUCAUUAUUUGCCACCUGCUUCUGGCAUCCUUUAUUUGACAAUGUAGCACAAAUAUUAUACAUAGGAGCUAAAUUUGAAAAAUCCUUAUAAUCCUUGGGGCAACAUGUGAUUAGACAUGGAAACUCAAAAACAAGGUCCAGACUAGGUUUUCCGGCUGGCAAUACCCAUUAAUACUCCUGAAAGUAGGCAAUGUGGAUCUACAAGUUGCUUCAACUGUAUCUGUCAUAGAAACAGAAUCUGCCUUCCUUGUGGGAUUUUCUUUCUAAGAAUAAUAGUCCAUUAUGUCCCUUUGGCCAUAUGAAUGUCUUGUUUAUUUAUGUUUUUCAGUGGGCUGCGCUGAUAGGAGAUUUCAAUAAUUGGAAUCCAAACGCAGAUGUUAUGACGAAGGUAUGUUCCAUUUACCUAUUUCCAUCCAUAUUUUUUUCUAUUCGUCGAUUCUUGGAUAUGUACUUAAAUAUCAUUUAUGUAGUUGAGGUUUACUCAGGUCACACUUCUUUCCUCUGAUGCAAAGAUGCAGAAAUAUGGCAUUAUAAUGUUGUGCGUCUGCGUUUGAGAGUCCUAAUUGACAGUAAAAGUUGCAUUAUAAUGUGCAUUGUCUCUAUUCUUCAUGUUGAAUAUACUCGAUUUUUUCAAAUAUGCAGGUCUCUUCCCAUCUGUCAUUAAUAACGUCUUUAUGCUUGAUCUCUUCCGAUUUGCUUACAAAAAAUGAAUCACAUCUCCUCAAGUAGGAUUCGAACCUAUGACUUAACUGCCAACUCCUCUAGCACCGACCUAGUGAGGAGCAAUUGGUGAUUCAAUCCCAUAAAAUCCAACUAACGGUUCUCAAUCAGCGUGAGCUGAAGCUUCCUUCGUUUGAAGUUCAGUACAAAUUCGGUGGCUGUAAUCUUUUCUUUGCUAAGGUUUUCAUUGGUUUCUUGUGAACAGAACGAGUUCGGUGUAUGGGAGAUUUUCUUGCCAAACAAUGCAGAUGGUUCUCCCCCGAUCCCACAUGGUUCUCGAGUAAAGGUGUAAUGACUGAUGUCUUGCUUCUUGUACGAGAGCUUUUCCUUAUUGAGUCUGUUGUUUGUUUCGUUGAUCACAGCGUUUAUCUCAAUAUCCUUUAACUUCUACGUAUAAAUUUUGUCUCCAAAAAACGGCCUUCGGUUUUGUUUCGUCUAGUAAUAUGACGUUAGCAGGAACCGACUUAUGUUCAUGUUUUUUUAUUGGUAUUGGCUUUCAAGACACGCUUUUUAUAACCUGCUCCUGAUCAUCAUGGUUUGAUUCAUGAUUAUUACAUGUGGGAAAAUUGCACAUCAGCUCACUUCUUUGAAAUCAUCAAAAGAACAAUUCGUGAUUGCAAUCAAAUGUGCACGUACUUGAGUAAUUUAUUGGGUCAGUUUGCAUGCACACGUGAAAUAAUGCAUUGUGCAUCUCUUUAGAAGACCAAGAGGGGGAAAAUCCCCCUUUGCUUAUAACGUAGAUGCCCACUGUAUGAAAAUAAAAUAAAAUACAAUGUGAUAUCUAUCUAUGAAACGAAACAUCACUGGAUACUUGUAGAGCUAAUCUUUGAAAAUCUAACAUCAAUAGGUCAGAGCUGGACGUGUAACAAAGCUUUCUGAAGGGAUGUAGAAGAGUAAAUGUUGCCCUUUUACUGAUUACGGGACUUAUAUUAAAGACCAAACACUAGUAUUCUUUCCAUGGGAACCCAUAAAAAUUCUCGUGCACUUGCACGGAUGGGGGGUGCGUCUGAUAGGUGAUUAAACAGAAUCUGUAACCCCAAACUAGCAUGAAUCAUUUCCUAUUGACCUCAUUUAGGCUGUUGACGCUAGUUUUAUCUGUUAAAUGUUUAUGUAUGGGGGAAUCAAUCAGUCACUCAUCCAUGAAAAUCGGAUUUGAAGCGGAUGCCUUUGAUGUAAUAUAUCGAUUUUAAGACAAAAAUUCUAACAUUGUGGCUCCUUCAUCAACUUUUGUCUUACAGGUAAGUUUGCAAUUUAAAGUAUGGUUCGAGAGUAAUUAUUGCCUGCCGAUGACAGGAUGAUGGUGACAUUUCAGGAUCCGUGUUUUCAUAGUCUUCCUUUUUAUCAUCUGUCUUUUGCAUUUUUCGAGAAUGACAUGAGAUUGGAAGGCAUGUAUGGAUCCAUCUAAAAUUUCCACUAGCCUGCUGCAUAAUGAAACCUGAACUGGCCACUAAAUCUUUUGAACUUUUACAUGUUAGGACUGAAAUUGUAGUGCAUUGUGUUGUUAAUUACGAAGUUAAUUUUUCUAGAGAAUUCCAUUAGUUGGCAAACAUUUUUUGUCAGUAGUUACAGUGAUGACAAAGAAAUAUCAUCCCAUGAUAUCAAGGACCUAAUUAUGGAUGGAUUCAGUCUCUUGUUUACGCACUUGUUGUUACUUAUUGCAUUCACUAAAAUCAGAGAACUUCUGAUCAUCACUGUCACAUAGUACAUCAUGUAGCUAAAAUUGAAGUUAACUUUAUUUUUGUGGUCAAUAUAUUUUGUCAAAUCAAUGUUAAAAAAAUGACAUGCCAUCUAUUAUUGCUUCUGAGUAUCUUGAUUAUGGAAGAAAGUUUUAGUUCCAUGGAGACCAUUGGAUAGUCAGAUGACUGUAUGAAACAUUAUAGAUUUCCUGUUAUGAAAUUCAGAUUACCUGUUAUGGAGUUCUGAGCGUUAAUUACUGAAACUUUCUUCAUCUCAUCAUCUUAAUUUUGAUCGGUAGAUACGAAUGGAUACACCAUCUGGCAUGAAGGAUUCAAUUCCGGCUUGGAUCAAGUUUUCUGUGCAGGCUCCUGGCGAGAUUCCAUAUAAUGGGAUAUACUAUGACCCGCCAGAGGAGGUGUAUCAUCUUAUCAGUUUAGUCGGACAUGAAUACCCUUCGAAACCAUUUUAUAAUGAACUUGUCUUUAACUUUUUUUUUUUUUUUGUAAUUUGAAUCAGGAAAAAUAUGUGUUUCAACACCCACAGCCAAAGAGACCCCGAUCGGUGCGAAUUUACGAAUCCCAUGUAGGGAUGAGUAGUCCGGUACGUGUCUAUAUUUCUACUGAGAAUUUAUUUAUCACAUAUUUGAAUGAGUAACAUGGUGCAUAUCCAUCCGUCUGUGCCCUUUUUAUGUUGCAAAUAUGCCUGAAGAAUAGUUAUUUUAUUGUAUUUUUUACUAUUUUUACUUUUAAGCUAAGUAGGAAAACUUAUUUAUUCGCUGGGGGGAGUAACAAGCAAUCCGCAUGGUUUCAUAAAACGGCAACAGAUUUCUAUUCCCUGUAGAUAUUUUCCAGUUUCACUCGAAUUUAUUCACAGAAUUGUAUUCUAAUUUUUAGUCGCUGUAGUUUAUUAUUCAAGUUUUUGAUCGGAAUGCAGGAACCAAAGAUCAACACAUAUGCCAACUUUAGAGAUGAAGUGCUUCCUCGCAUUAAAAAGCUCGGAUACAACGCUGUACAGAUUAUGGCCAUUCAGGAACAUUCAUACUAUGCUAGUUUCGGGUAUUGUACUUUUGCAACUUUGAAUUUUUUCUGUGUAGACGAUAUUUAAUUUCUAUGUUGCGUAAUGAUUUAUAGACCACUGUAUCUUUUGUGAGAAGUUCAGUUUUUUUUAUAUCAAUGCGUUCAAAAGUAUAUAUUCCGAUUAUUUAUGUGGUAAGUUUCAAAUUUGGUCCAUCAUUUGCCGGUUAUUGGAAUUGAAGCUUAAAUUAUUUUUCAACAAAUGAUUGGAUGGUAAGCUUUUGCUAGAAUUCGCGUUUCCCCUGUUAAUUUAUUCUACCCUUUAUUUCUCCUGUGCAUUUCUUUUCUGCAUUUCUUCACGUGGAUGGUUAGCGAUGUAACCACUCGUGUGCAAGCACGGAUCUUCAAGAUCUUGAAGGACAGGCCUGUACUUUAUAUUUAUUAAUUGUUCAUAUAUCUUCGGUUUUGCAUCAUUCGGUACAAUGUUCAGACAGGUUAAUCCUCUGAUAGAAUGUGAUCACGUUCUGCUUUAAUGUAUUGUAAAUGUCUUGCGCAUAAGAAAUCACAAGAAGAAAGAACAAAGUUGUCUAAAUGUCUUGAAAUGUUAUGUUAAAGGAGAAAUUCAUGAGUUCAGCUUUAUCCCAACCCAGACAACCUGGCACGUGAGAUUUGAAUAUGAGCCCCGUCUGACAUUAUUUAGAUUGUCAAAAUCUUUACUAAAUUUCUGUGUUUGACCUCGUGAAAAUCGAAUUUUCCAUUAUAAACUUGCAUUUCUGUGCAUCAGUUAUAAAGACCUUUUGUUGACUCCAUAAGAUUUAAUUUUUUUGUUGAACCUUGCUCUUACUAAUGUUAAGGCUCUUACAUUUUAAGAUUUCAUUUUAUAGCACAUGAUUUUCUUAAGUUUCUCUGGUUGUAUCAAUAAGAACAAGAAUUUCUGCAAUUAGAAUAGAUCAAAGGUCUUUGUUUUUGUACUGUCAGUCGCCGUAACAAGUAAUAAAACAUUUAAUGUUACUCCAUAGCAAAACGUUUUUUCUGUUGCCUGGUCCAUGGCAAAACGUCAACCAAUGUUCAUUUCUGUUUGUUAUAGUUUGGUUGUAUCCUAAAUAAAACUUGAACAUUGUACUUCUUGUCUGGCUCCUCGUACCAUACCCAUGCCUGCUGUGGUUGUAGACUCUUUACGUAAACCGAAAUUUUAAUUUAGCCAAGAGAAUAUACAAAACAAUCUUGUAGGUUUCUAAGCUUUUCACAGGGAAUCAUUCUCAGUAUGAAGUUGACGUUGGAUCUGAAUUUAAUUUUCUAUUUGUUGGAUUAAAAGGCGAUGUGUCUCAGCAGAAGCCAAAUAUUGAAAACGAAAUAUGCUUCUCAGGGUUACUGAAAUUAGUUGCUAGUACUUGAUAGAACUUGGAAUUUCAGUUAAUUAGUUCUUGCAGUCUGUUUAUUGGGAAAUGCUUGAAAAAGUUAUUUAUUAAUGAACUUCUAUCUUGUAACUUUAGUAUGUAGGCGACUCUCGUCCAUUUUCAGAGGCCUAAAUUUAUAGAGCAGCAUUCACCAUCUUGCUGUAUGGUUUUUCUCUUCUUGUACACGGCCACCCGAGGAGAGGGAGGGGGGGCUUCUUUUCCGUGAAAGCUGCUUUUUCCAUAGUUAAUGAAUCAAUAAUGGUGAAGACGUGUGAUCUUGAAAAGUAGUCCCACAAUGUUUCAGGGUUUUUGGAAUUUUCAAGAACGAAAUUAUGUAUAUCAAAACAGUUUUUUCUCAGUAGUUCUAUGAUUAUUAUUAUUAUUAUUCUGAUUGAUAAUUAUAUCUUAUAGUUUUUUUCGAAAACAAGAUCUGUUGUAGGUCUUAUAAUUUUACCUGUAACUUUAGUUGUCAGCUACUCUUUGAAGAUCAGUCUGAUUUACGUAUCAUUCCCUGCUUUAUUGAUGGAAGUGCGUUUAGAUAAAGCAUUGAACUUUUUUUAUGUGGAUCAGGUAUCAUGUUACCAAUUUUUUCGCACCUAGUAGUCGUUUUGGAACUCCUGAUGAUCUCAAGUCGCUCAUCGACAGAGCUCAUGAGCUUGGAAUCCUUGUUCUCAUGGAUAUUGUUCACAGGUAAAAACUGAUGUCCUUGAAGUUGGGUGCUUGUAAGUUUUGAUUCAUCCUUAUUGUUUUCAUAAAAUGAAAUUCCUGCUCUGCUUCACUCGGGUACCUUUUAGCCAUUGAUGUCAUUAGUUUUUUCAUUGUGCGUAGAUUAAUAGAAAUUCACUAAGAAAAAAGUUCAAUUUACUUUUACAGUUUGAAAGGACAGCCUAAUCGUUUGAAUUCAUCCUUUUGUGCAUCCUUUAUUUUAUAUGGUAAAUUUCCUCCCAAGGAGAGAAGGAUCAAUUGAUGAACCUGUAAUGUUGAUGAUGGUGGAACCAAAUGGUAUACUUUUUUUUAUUUAUGCUACUGGAAUCAUCUGCGAAUUUGAUAUGUUGUAACGCUGAGUUACAGUGUGAACUUAUAAACUGGACAUAGUUAUUAUUUUUUCUGCUAUGAACUGAGUCUUUGAUCUUGCAUAAUUGAGCAUAUGCUAGGUAGUUCCUUUGGUGUAAAUGUUCAGAGAUCUAUUUAUGUCUUCUAACCCCUAAGAAGUUUCAGUUAAUGCGAUAUUUAUGUUCUGUAAUUUUGUUAACCUUGUGUCCAUCUAGCCAUGCAUCAAACAACGUUUUGGACGGGCUGAACUUGUUUGACGGAACAGACACACACUAUUUCCAUGGUGGUUCUCGUGGAUAUCACUGGAUGUGGGAUUCUCGCCUGUUCAACUAUGGAAACUGGGAAGUAAGUUUUCUAUGGAAUGGCUUUGUUUUUUAUUUUAUUUGAUAAGCUUAUGGCGGUUCUCAUCAUGUUAUUGAUGUCCAAUAUUAAAUCACAUAAUUUUUUUGUAGGUCAUGAGGUAUCUUAUUUCAAAUGCAAGAUGGUGGCUUGAUGAGUACAAAUUUGAUGGGUUCCGGUUUGAUGGGGUAACCUCCAUGAUGUAUACUCACCAUGGGUUGCAGGUAAAAACCGUUAUCAAUCAGCACUUGUUGUUCCAUUACAAUUAUUAACAUGAAUAAGAGCAAUUAGAUGUUUGUGGAAAAGACAUUAAUAAAAAUUCUUUUACCGUACCCAAAAGGAUGACACCUAUUGCAUUAGAUAUUCUAUGUUAUUCGUGAUCAUUCAUUUUAUCCUAAGGCUAAGCUACGCCUUUUGACCUCUUUUUGAAAAGGUUGUGGUCCUCUUCAGACCGCGUUAGAUAUCUCUCUCUAUGGCUUUGAGACGCCAUUUCCUUUUUUUCCCCAAAACAAAGGGUUCUAUCCAUUUAAAUUACUAUGGGAUAAUAUCCAAUCUUGUGAAUUAUUGAUUUUCACUGAAUGAUGUUCCUAAUAUCAUGUAUGACUUGAUAUUCCUAUUUGAACUGCUGUAUCAUAAACGUUAGUUCAGGCCCCAUAUGAGGGUCACGUGGCCUUUAAUUUGUCUCCUCCAGUUUGCUUAGAUGCUACUCUGAGGGAAGGGUAUGUAAGCAUCUAUUGAUCUUGCUUCUCUUACUCUGUCUUCCUGUCUACGUCUUGCACCCAGGUUAGUUUCACGGGCAACUACAAUGAAUACUUUGGAUUUGCUACGGACGUGGAUGCUGUGGUGUAUUUGAUGUUGGUAAACGAUCUUAUUCAUGGGCUCUUUCCGGAGGCUGUUACUAUUGGUGAAGAUGUAAGUGUGCAUGAUGAUGGCAUCUUCAUAAUAUAUGCAAGCCCUCCGAUGGAUGUUCGUUUCAUGUUUUUUUUUUUAAUGCCUUACUCUUUUUGUCUUCCAAUAACCAUGGAUGUUUUUCUUUUUGUGUAAAAGGUUAGUGGAAUGCCAACAUUCUGCAUUCCUGUACAAGAUGGGGGUGUUGGGUUUGACUACCGUCUUCACAUGGCUGUAGCUGACAAAUGGAUUGAACUUCUAAAGUAAGCAUACUGAUAAAUAGUUUAAUUGAUUGCAUUAUAUAUUUUGCGGUCUAGCUUACUUAAUGGCUUUUCUAGUAAACAUCCAGAUUCCUAGACGUGUAAGCAGUUGUCAGUUUCCCUGACUGGGCACCUAGUCAUAUAAUCCUAUUGCACAGCAAAUUUUGAUUUAUCCGCCUCUCAACACUUUUUACCUAACACAGGAAAAGUGAUGAGCUUUGGGGAAUGGGUGAAAUUGUUAGCACACUUACAAACAGAAGGUGGCUGGAGAAAUGUGUUGUGUACGCUGAAAGUCACGACCAGGCUCUCGUUGGUGAUAAAACGAUUGCGUUUUGGCUGAUGGACAAGGUUAGUGAAAACGUUUACUCCCCUCGAGCUUGACUCUUUAACAAACGUGAGUGAAACCAAUUGCUUUGCACUCUUGACGUCACAUUUUUCGUUUUUUGCAUUAUUAUUUCAAUGCAGGAUAUGUAUGAUUACAUGAGUUUAGAUAGGCCAUCAACUCCUCAAAUUGAUCGUGGAAUAGCCCUGCAUAAAAUGAUCAGGUUGUUGACAAUGGGAUUAGGAGGAGAAGGGUACCUCAAUUUUAUGGGAAAUGAAUUUGGACACGCCGGUAAAAGACUUAUCAUUGUCAUUGUUGAACUUGUACGAAAUGUUAUCACCCUUGAUUGUGUCAUGCCAUACUAGAAAUUUAACGUAUUUCUGUUUUCUUUUUUUCCUUUUUCUACGUAGAGUGGAUUGACUUUCCAAGGGGAGACCAACAUCUUCCAAAUGGGUCUGUUGUUCCGGGGAAUGACUACAGCUAUGAUAAGUGCCGCCGUAGAUUCGACCUUGUAUGUUUUCCUGGGCUGUUCAUGACUUUAACUUUACCUUUCAGUGCUUAACUCCGAGAUAUCAUCUCUUUACCUUUUUAUAAUAUGCAGUUAAUGCUCUUUAAUAUUUCUCAUGUAAUAAUAAGGAAAACUCUUUAGCAUAGACGUUCAUGAAUUGCACUGCCACUGCAUUUUAGUCGGUGGUAACGUAUGCUUUACGACAGUUGUGGAAUCAGACUUGCAUCAUCGGCCGUUAGGCUCCACGUUGCACUAGAGGAUUUAAAUUCUGUUUCAACUGCUCCGUGUGUGAAUUCAGGGGGAUGCUGACUACUUAAGGUUCCGAGGGAUGCAAGAGUUUGAUCGAGGAAUGCAGCAUCUUGAGGAGAAAUACGGUGUAUGCUCCCUAUACCUCUUUCUUCUAAUUUGAAUUCUUUAUGAGUGACACUGAUACAUCUGUUGGAGUGCAAAAAUCUGCCGAUAAAACAUAUUCUGCGUCUUGUUUCCGAAUGUUUUUUUUUAUGAUAUCAAGAUUUGGGCUGCUGACAUGGGCCUCAAAAAAACUCGUUCUUCUAUCUCCUUAUUGGUGAUAAUCUGUGCAGUUUAUGACUUCAGAGCAUCAGUACAUAUCACGGAAAGAUGAAGGAGACAAAGUAAUCAUAUUUGAGCGAGGAGACCUGGUAUUUGUUUUCAACUUUCACUGGAGCAACAGCUACUUUGACUACAGGGUCGGAUGCGUGAAGGCUGGAAAAUACACGGUGAGCAUUUCUUCCCUCCCGACUUUUUACUUCCAUGUCCAAGUAUUGCACCAAGUUCGUGAAACUUGAUUUUCAUUCGUCACGAACGUUGAUUUCUUUUGUUCAUCGCUGUCGACUAUCACACUAUAUGGAAAGCAAAUCCUAUCUCCUGAACUGCUGUCUGCCAGUUAUCUGCGCAAAAAAAAUGCUCAUGAAAGCUGGGGGAUAUGAUCUUCCAAGGACCAUCUAUCCCCACUCCCUUCUUCUACUCAUCUUCAGACCCACCCACCCACCCAUAUCACUCUCACUCACCCCAAGGCAUUCCAUCCCAUCUAGUUGGAGUUUGCCUUAAUGACGCCGCUCUCUCUCUCUCUCUCUCUCUCUCUCUCUCGCUGCUCCCAGAUUGCUUUAGAUUCUGACGCGGCGCUCUUCGGCGGAUUCGCCCGGAUAGAUCCAGACUCAGAGUACUUCACUUCCGUAAGAACUGCCCUGCCCUCCAAAACUCUCUCUCUCCCCAAGGCUCGUUUUUUCUUCUCAGCAGCAUACACGGGAAACUCACUAAAAAGGCCACCCGUCGUGGAUCCCAUGCAGGAAGGAUGGUACGACGGGAGACCUCGGUCCUUCUCUAUCUACAUACCGAGCAGAACCUGCGUCGUCUACGCCCUGUCGGAGGACUGA
Messenger RNA from Spirodela intermedia, 12497 nucleotides. The record is from the annotation of a GenBank genome assembly. NCBI's taxonomy places the organism in Eukaryota, Viridiplantae, Streptophyta, Magnoliopsida, Alismatales, Araceae.